AUGAGGUUGUAUCCUUUCAUACUAACAUUAAUUGGAGCUGUACAGAAAUGCUUUCCACAAGGAUGCAACCGGGAAAGAAUGGCCUUCGAACAACAAAACAAGGUGGUGAAACGUUUUGUCACCUGUUUCGUCGCGAUCGAUUCAUAUUGCCACUUCCUACAUCCCCAAAACCUGGAUGUAAUUUCUUACUACGAAGCGACAUCAUGCAUUGAAUCUCACAUAGAUCUUGUGAAGUAUUCAGUUCCACAUGCUAAAGAUUGUAAGGAUGUGUAUGAGAGAGGAUUUAUUGAAACUGGUGUGUAUAAAGUAGGGGAGUUAUACAGAUACUGCGAAAUGAACUAUCUUGGUGGUGGAUGGACAGUCGUAGUAAAUCGCAUCAAUGGCGUUGCUAACUUUAACAAAACGUGGAAUUCUUAUAAAGAAGGUUUUGGUAACUUGAAAAACGAGUUUUGGUUGGGAAAUGAGUACUUACAUCUACUUACUAAAGAUACGGAAAACGAAGUAUUGUUCGUCAUGAAAAAAUUCACCGAUAGUAAAGAAUACAUGGCGUUGUAUGAUGGGUUUAGUGUCGGUGAUAAUUCUACUAGAUACAGAUUGACGACCGGAACGUACACAGAAGAUGGAAUCGCAUUUCCUGCUGGAGACAGCUUCUCUUACCAUGAUAGCGAAGACUUUAAAACUUACGAUAAUGAUAAUUCCUACUUGUGUGCACAGUAUAGUGCUUGGUGGAUGAAGAAAUGUUAUAAAAGCGCGUUAAAUGGAAGAUAUUCAAGUAAAGGGUCAUGUGAAGUAAAAUGUAUUCAUUGGGGAACUUUAUCAGGAUUUAAUAACUCUCUUGAAAAAGUCACAAUGAUGGUGCGAAGAAAAAUGUAAAUCAAGCGAUUUCAAUGAUCACUGUAUGUUAAUCUUUUCCAAAAUUUGCAAUUGGAAUAAUUGUCGAAGUCAUAUUUUUUGACAGAAUAAUCAUACGGAUGUAAGGAUCCAGUAACCUAUCGGAGAAGCUAUACAACACAACCUGAUAGCGAACAGUUUUUGUAUCUUCGACUAGCAAAAGUAGUCUGGUCAUUCCACUUCGACUUUAUUAAAACAAAACACACCAAAACCGAGAAAACUCUGUAAGAGUAAUUUACUUAUAACUAAACAUAUAACUUUUAAAUAUUUUAAACAUUUUAGGAAUAUAUGAAUAGUAUGAUUAGCACACAAAUAUACAAAAAAAAUAACAAGUAAAAAACAAAAGAACAAACAAAAAAACAAACAAUAAAAACAACAAAAGACAACAAAAAACAACACAAAGCAACACAAACAAAAUAACAAGAAAACACCAAAAAAACACCAAAAAAAAAAACGAACAAACAAAUAAAAAAAACCAAAGAGAUGUAAACAACAAUUCAACAGCCCUGCAUACCAAUACCUUAAUUGAUAAUUUCUUAUUUUAAAUACCAAAUUUGAUAGAUUUUUUUUGAGGGAUUUUGUUUUCAUGUCAAUGUUUUAGCAACGCUUUGCAAGAAUACGCAUAAUAUCUAUAUAUUCUCGCACUUUUUGUUCAUAGGUAUACGGAAAACACAAUUUAGCAUAGCAAAAUCUAUUUUUUAAAGGUUGUUUUAUUGUAAAAUUUAUCUUUUACGAGUCAGGAUUGUUUUUUUUCUAAACUCAUCUCCA
Molecule: messenger RNA, 1659 nt
Organism: Hydractinia symbiolongicarpus
Lineage: Eukaryota; Metazoa; Cnidaria; Hydrozoa; Anthoathecata; Hydractiniidae
Product: ficolin-1-like
Exons: 2
Coding region: 1-873 (290 amino acids)
Source: RefSeq, a predicted model, not a curated record